Messenger RNA from Zasmidium cellare ATCC 36951, 906 nucleotides. RefSeq lists its product as uncharacterized. The coding region runs from base 1 to 906 and encodes 301 amino acids. Gene Ontology annotation, biological process: mycotoxin biosynthetic process. The transcript has 4 exons. The record is from RefSeq and is a predicted model, not a curated record. NCBI's taxonomy places the organism in Eukaryota, Fungi, Ascomycota, Dothideomycetes, Mycosphaerellales, Mycosphaerellaceae.
AUGCCAGGAGAGGAACGCAAGAAGGUGAGAUUUGGUGAUGAUCAAAUCUUGCCAGAGAGUGAGCGAAGACUGCUGGAAGAUGAGGAAGAGAAACUGUUCACCGAUCAACACCGUGCCGCCCCUGCUCGUGUGGUCGGCUGCACGUCCAUUCGAGCAAUUGUUUUGAUUCAGACAGGUCUCAUCAUUCUCCUCCUCGGGACGCUGGUCAUUGGUCUCGUAUUCAGAGACGAGCGAUUGCCCGCACGAUGUGCAGCAUAUCUGAAUAACGGAACCCCGAUGAGUACCGCAGUGCAGUAUCAGGAGAGACAAAGAGAUGCCUCUACGAGACAUCACAGUCGAUGGCGGGGACCUCCGAGCCACGAGAUCGACGAAGCUUGGCAUGAUAUUGCUCGAGAGAACCUCAUACUCGUUACUGAUGACGAAGUGCGAGCCGCGGGAAAGGAUCCAGCCAGGGUUGUCCGUCUUCCACCGCAGUAUGAACAUCGAUAUGGACCUGGGGCUCUCACUCUGACCCAAUAUGGCGUUGAACUGAGCUGCCUCAACUGGAUACGGAUGUACAUCCAUGCCGAUUAUUAUCGAGAGCAUGAUGACUUCCACAUCUUCGAGCAGAACAGCGAUGAGACAUUACGUCUCAAGCUAGAUCACUGCGUUGAGGUCCUUCGAGACUCCCUCAUGUGCAACGCAGGCACGUCGAUCAUCACGCAUCAAUGGAUCCAAGACCGACCACGAAUGUUUCAGGAUCUGCAUUUUCCCGAAAAGACCUGUAAAGACUUCGACGCACUUGUCCGCUGGACGAAAGAGCGUGAAGUUGAGGAGAUGACACAUCCCGUGAAGGAUGUGAUCUUUGGUCAUCACAAUCCGGUGCAGCCUCAACCCACGGAAUAUGUUUACUCUCACAUCCCCUGA